GCUCACGGGCGCACUAGUUUAGGAUUUGCGCUUCCUUUCCCAAAAUGCCCCCCCUGCGUCGCCAUCUUUUUAAAUAAUUGAUUGUGUGGGCAUUUCUUGUUCCGUUGUAGCACGAGCUGGAUUUCUCACUGAGAAGAAUCCACACUCCUUUCUUUCUUUCUUUCUUACUUACUUUGCGAAAGGGAUCGAUUUCUUUUUUUUAGCUGCGAGUGGCAUUUAGCUGCGAGUUUCUCUGUCGGGUAACUCCAAUUUUGUUCAUUCUCCAGCCAAUUCAAAAUGCACCUUUCAACGAAUAGGAAGAAAGUGAUAUCCAGCUUAUUUGUUGCAUUCCUCAUCUUAGUAUCUACACUCUGCUCUUAUGUAUCUGCAAAGGAAUGCACCAACAUACCAACUCAGCUUUCUUCACACACACUCCGAGCGCAGCUCAUGUCAUCAAAAAACGAAACUUGGAAGGAGGAGGUCUUUUCCCAUUUCCACUUGACUCCUACCGAUGAAUCUGCGUGGAUGGAUUUGCGCCCGCGAAAGCUUCUAAAUAAAGAAGCUCCCCUUGAGGACUUUGAUUGGGCGAUGCUCUAUCGAAAUAUAAAGGGUUUGGUGGGGGUCAAUGGUCGAUCCCGUGGGGCUAAUUUCCUUAAAGAAGUUCCUCUUCACGAUGUUCGUUUGGAUCCAGAGUCUAUAUAUGGCAUGGCUCAGCAGACAAAUUUGGAGUACUUGUUGAUAUUGGAUGUGGAUCGACUGGUUUGGAGCUUUCGCAAAGAGGCGGGUCUAUCGACCCCUGGGCAACCUUACGGAGGGUGGGAAUCACCGGAUCAAGAGCUUAGGGGACAUUUUGUGGGGCAUUAUUUGAGUGCUUCAGCUAUGAUGUGGGCUAGUACCCACAAUGGCACUCUAUAUGAUAGAAUGACAUCCGUAGUGAAUGCACUUUCUGCCUGUCAAAAUAAAACAGGCACUGGGUAUCUCUCAGCUUUUCCACCUGAAUUUUUUGACCGAUUUGAAGCCAUAAAACCUGUUUGGGCGCCAUAUUACACUAUUCACAAGAUAAUGGCAGGCUUACUUGAUCAGUACACACUGGGUGGUAAUUCUCAAACGUUACAAAUGGUGGUAUGGAUGGCUGAAUACUUUGAGAACCGUGUGAAAAGUGUCAUACAAAAGUAUAGUAUUGAGAGACACUGGGUAUCUCUCAAUGAUGAAACAGGAGGCAUGAAUGAUGUUCUCUACAGGCUGUACAGCAUAACGGGUAAUCAGAAGCAUUUGAUUUUAGCUCAUCUUUUUGACAAGCCAUGCUUUCUAGGUCUGCUUGCAGUACAGUCUGACAGCCUUUCUGGUUUUCAUGCCAAUACACAUAUCCCCGUUGUUAUAGGAGCGCAGAUGCGCUAUGAGAUUACUGGAGAUUCACUUUACAAGGACAUAGGAACAUUCUUUAUGGAUAUUGUUAAUGCUUCCCAUACUUAUGCAACGGGUGGAACUUCUGUCAGCGAGUUUUGGUCAGAUCCAAAGCGCUUAGCAGAUACUCUAAGCACAGAGGAUGAAGAAUCCUGCACUACUUAUAACAUGCUUAAGGUUUCUCGUAACUUAUUUAGAUGGACCAAAGAAAUGGCAUAUGCUGACUAUUAUGAGAGAGCACUGACAAACGGUGUGCUAAGCAUACAAAGAGGAAGGGAGCCUGGAGUGAUGAUUUAUAUGCUUCCACAAGGGCCUGGGCAGUCGAAGGCACGGAGCUACCAUGGAUGGGGAUCACAAUUCAAUGAUUUUUGGUGUUGUUAUGGGACAGGUAUUGAAUCAUUCUCCAAAUUAGGAGAUUCCAUCUAUUUUGAGGAGCCGGGAAGUAUCCCAGGUCUUUACAUCAUACAGUUCAUACCAAGUGCGUUUGAUUGGAAGUCUGGAAGCAUUAUGAUAACGCAGAAAAUACAACCUAUUAAUUCAUGGGAACCCACUCUUCAUGUCACAUUGUCAAUUCUUUCAAAGGAGUCUUCCAUUCAAGCUUCAACCUUGCACCUACGAAUACCGUUCUGGACAACUUUAAAUGGUGCAAAAGCGAUGUUUAAUGAUCAAGAUCUGUCUCUACCAUCCCCUGGAAAUUUCCUCAGUCUUUCUAAACAGUGGACUUCAAAUGACAGCUUGGCCCUCAAUUUGCCAAUUAGUUUGCGGGCAGAGGCAAUAAAAGAUGAACGACCAGAAUAUGCAUCGAUCAAAGCAAUCCUCUUCGGUCCAUACCUGCUCGCUGGCCUAACCAGUAACGAUUGGGACGUCAAGAUCGGCAAAUCAUCCUCCAUAAAUGAGUGGAUCACUCCCAUUCCUGACUCCACCCGAUCUCAACUUGUCUCUCUCUCUCAGCAAUCCAACAACCAAACCCUAUUCCUCUCCAACACAAACUCUUCUCUGACAAUGAAUCAUCAGCCUAAACCUGGCACUGAUGAUGCUGUUCAUGCCACUUUCAAUCUCAUUCCACACGACUUAGUAUACCCUAACAUGAUCAGACCCGUUAAGCACACCAGUCCCGGGAAGCAUUUACUUGGACGGUCAGUAAUCCUCGAGCCAUUUGAUCUCCCAGGGAUGGCUAUCGUGCAUCAAGGACCAAACAAACCUCUGACAGUCUCAUUUCCUUCACGCUCAGAAUCUAUCUUUACAGUGAUUUCGGGUUUGGAUGGUAAAGAGAAUUCGGUGUCUUUUGAGGCUAGGGAUCAAAAAGAUUGCUUUGUUUACUCUAUUGAAAAUCAGGUUGGGCUUAUGCACAAAGAGGACAGCGAUGAAGCCUUCGGCGAGAAGGCGAGUUUUAUGAUGACUAGAGGGAUGAAGGAGUAUCAUCCUAUUAGUUUUGUGGCAAACGGGAAGAAGAGGAAUUUUGUGCUUGAGCCGUUGCUUAGCUUGAGGGAUGAGUCUUAUACUGUUUAUUUCAACGUUGAAGCGUAGAAUACUGGUCGCGGAUGAUGUUGAUCUAAACACUUACAGGUUACCGAUUACGGCGGUUUAUGGAAAUGAAAAAGCCAGUGCGUGCUGGGUUUAGUUAUCAGUUGUUUAUAUUCAUUGGAUUGUGGUACUAGAGAAUAAAUUUAUAAAUUAAUGGAAAAUUUACUUGAGAAA
Molecule: messenger RNA, 3081 nt
Organism: Asparagus officinalis (garden asparagus)
Lineage: Eukaryota; Viridiplantae; Streptophyta; Magnoliopsida; Asparagales; Asparagaceae
Exons: 13
Coding region: 277-2910 (877 amino acids)
Biological process (GO): L-arabinose metabolic process
Molecular function (GO): alpha-L-arabinofuranosidase activity
Source: RefSeq, a predicted model, not a curated record